This is a messenger RNA of Mycena indigotica, 1161 nucleotides long. RefSeq lists its product as uncharacterized. Lineage: Eukaryota; Fungi; Basidiomycota; Agaricomycetes; Agaricales; Mycenaceae. The transcript is spliced from 2 exons. The record is from RefSeq and is a predicted model, not a curated record. The coding region runs from base 1 to 1161 and encodes 386 amino acids.
AUGAAAGUUCUCUCUGUGGGAGUUUUAUGUCUUAGCGUCGUGCUAUGGCGAAACAAGCACCCCCUCAGACAGAUGCUUUUCAAACGCGAGCUGCCAUUGGUGCACUACUCUGGCGGGGCUGCAUCGGACUGUGCUGUAAAAAUUGCACCAGAGUUCACAUUUUGCGAAGACGCAACGCUUUGGGAGCUGAGAAACACUAGCGAACAAAGGGUUUUGGUCAGCUGCGACCCUGGCCGUAAAGCAUGGAAUACGGUUCUCAGCCCAAUGGUCAACCCAGACCCACAUGGCUCGCUGUGGGUUAUAGACAAUGUGGCUGCGACUCCCCGACGUCUGCAGCUUGACAAUUUUCCUUCCCAGCAUGAUUUCCAUCCACUGGGUGUAGCCAUUUCUCCGUUUCAUGGAGACGCACCCAGCAACUUGUUUGUUGUCAACCACGCUAGAAAGCGAAGCUUCAUUGAACAGUUCACGCUGUCUCCGGGCUCUUCCUCUGCAACAUACAUCCGAACCCUCACAUCGCCAUAUUUCAUUGCCCCCAAUUCCAUCUCGCUCACCUCACCCAACUCCUUCUACCUUUCCAACGACCACUUGCUCACUCGCAGACUGCCGUUUCCGCUAGGCAACAUCCUCCCCCUCAUUGAAACAGUGUUGACGCUCCCUCUGGCCUGGGUUUCGCACAUCACGCUUGACCCAGAUCCGUUGGCUCUCAAACCUAUCGUUUCCCACGCAUUCGCCGCGCCAUUCGUACCGUACGCAAACGGUGUUGCCAUUUCACCCUCGGGAAACAAAGUCGCGAUCGCCUCAACAUCUCGUAGCCUAGUCUACAUCUAUGCGCGAAACGAGAAAACCAACGCUCUGACCCAAACCGCCGCUGUCCCCGUGCCGUUCCACCCGGAUAACCUUGAAUUUGACCACUCGGGCGAAUUGGUCGUCGCUGGCCAUCCUCAUUUCGGCUCUGUGCUUCAAGUCAAGUCUGAUCCGACUGCAGAGGCCGUCGCACCCAGCUGGGUUGUCUCCAUCGACCAAAACAAUAAAGUAACGACGCUUUUUCAGAGCAAUGGCACCGUCUUCUCCACAUCGACGACAGGCCUACGAGACCAUGAUGGUCACCUGUUCAUCAGCGGUCUUUACUCUCAGCCCGGUGGGGUUCUGGCAUGCAAGUAG